This is a messenger RNA of Hydra vulgaris (swiftwater hydra), 1829 nucleotides long. RefSeq lists its product as uncharacterized. NCBI's taxonomy places the organism in Eukaryota, Metazoa, Cnidaria, Hydrozoa, Anthoathecata, Hydridae. The record is from RefSeq and is a predicted model, not a curated record.
UAUGCUUUAGUUAAAAAUCUAACAUAUUUAUUAUUUAUUUGCAUUAAAACUAGCAUAAUUAACAUAGUUAACAUGCCAAACAAACCAAGGGAUCAUUUCUCUUCAAGAAAACUUAUUUGUGUUUGCUGUGGUAAUAAGAAUUUAAAAUGCAUUGAACUGGUAACUGGAAAUCCUUUACUAAUCUUGAUUCAACUGUAUGCCAACACCAACUAUAAUAUGACACUUCUAUCCAACCCUGUUGGGUUAUGUCCAACCUGCAAGAUUUAUUUGUACUCAGCUAAAAAAGGAGAAACUUUAUCACUAGUUACUUUGGAGAGGCGGUUGCUCACAUCAGAGAGAAUAAAGUUACUUUCGAGAUUUAAAGGUAAUACUUUUACUUAUACUUACUUAUGCAUAUAAUAAAAGCUAUAAAUAAUAUGAGCAAACAUUUGUUUAUAUAUAUAAAUAUAGGUGAGGCAGUGUCAACAUGUGAUUGCCUGCUCUGUAUCAUGUCAAGAGAUAAAUCCAAAUCUAUAAACCUUCAGGAUGUAUUAAACAUGUACAUUAAUGACCCUGAAGUACCAAAGGAGGUCAUAGAUAAAAUUUGUUGUACUUGUUAUCAGAGAAUUGGAUCUGGAAUUCAACAUCCCUGUAAUAAGAGAGACAUUGUACAGAACCUAAAAACACUGCUAAUGUCAACAGGUUUAAAAACAGUUGAGCAAGUACUUAGCACAUCUCUGAAAGAAAUUCAACAAUUUAAAAAUAUUGAGUUAGAUAACACUGUUACUUUGUCAACUGGAGGAACUCCUUUGAGUCUUCAGAUAGGGAAAAACCUAACCCUUAAAACUCUACCCAAACUUUCUAUAAUAUCAAAAGAAAGCAUGGCAUGUCAGACUGUACUAUUGAUUCUAUAGCAAUGGAAUUAAGAAAAGAUUUGGGUAGAUUAGGUGUGGAAUCUAAUUAUUCCAAAAAAAUUAAGAUAUUGUCACAUGCCUUAAAUAACUAUUACUCAGUGGAAAAAGUGGAAUUUCUAUCCAAAAAUAAAGUUAAAGAAAAUAAAACUAUUGAAACUGUCAUUAAAGAUCUAGUGUAUGUCAAAGAUCCAGUAUCUCUAGUUAAUCAUGUUUGCAUUGUUAGGGGACUAGCAGUUGAGAAUGUUAUUAUUCGUAUAGCAAUAGAUAGUGGCCAAGGAUCUUUUAAAGUUAUUAUGAAUCCAAAGAAACCAAGAAUACUGGAGUGAACAAAGUUAUAAUAUUGGCUUUUGCCAAAAAUGUUUGCGAAAGCCACACAAAUCUUCAAAUUCUUAUAGAAAAAACAAAGCUAAACAAUUUAAAUUUUUACCUUGCUGCAGAUCUUAAAUGCAACAUAGUUUUAGAUUUGUCAGGACAUGGGGGAAAAUAUUCGUGUUUAUUUUGUGAUGGUGAUAAAACUAAUCUUGGAGAACUGAGAACCUUUAAUAUGCUUAAGAACACGUAUAAAAACUUUGCUGAAAGUGGAUUUAAAAAAAGCUCUAUGCAACUCUAUAAGAAUGUUAUACAUCCAUGUCUCCUGGUUGAGUCUGGAGAGAUGUAUGUUCUUGAUGUCAUCCCUCCUCCAGAACUACAUUUAAUGAUGAAGAUUAUAGCAGAAAUUUCAAAUGUCUUCUGUAAGGAACCUGAUGCUGCUCUUUAGUUAAAAAAGCAUGGAAUUAUUUGGCAUGGGUAUAAUGGAGGUGGACUGGAUGGUAGAAAUCCUAACAAAAUACUAAAGCUUUUGCCAGAUUUGGAAAAAUUUAUCUUAGAUAACUUUUCUUAUUAUUAUCCAGUUGUUGAACUGUUAAAGUCUUUUUCUUCAGUUAAAUUUUAAAUAUA